Penicillium riverlandense is the source of this 951-nucleotide messenger RNA. Its product is annotated as GILT family protein. The transcript is spliced from 3 exons. Lineage: Eukaryota; Fungi; Ascomycota; Eurotiomycetes; Eurotiales; Aspergillaceae. Bases 1 to 951 code for a protein of 316 amino acids. The record is from RefSeq and is a predicted model, not a curated record. Gene Ontology annotation, molecular function: oxidoreductase activity, acting on a sulfur group of donors, disulfide as acceptor.
AUGGAGAAGCUGCCUGUCCACACCAAGGAGCCGGUCGAGGGGGUGCGCUUGCGGCCGGGACGAGCGACGUUCCUGCGUCGCCUCUUCUGUGUCGUGUGUUUCCUAUAUGGCUACUACCUGCUGAUCCGGCCAGGACGUGACGAAUGCGACUUGACCCGCUGCACCGCCUCCAGUGCCCUAGAGAGGAUGUUAGGGCCUCAAGCUACAGAGAUCAGACACCCUCCUCCUCCUGCGCCUGCUGCUGCGAUACAGACCAGCCUCCCACUCGACGAUCACAUCAUCAGCAAUGCCCCAAAGCAAAAACCCCUGACACCGUCCGCUGAGGUGCAGACCAAGAAGAUUCCCCUCGAGGCACACAUCAUGAGCAAAUGCCCAGAUGCCCAAGUCUGUCUGCAAGAGCUGGUUGUGCCAGCCAUGGAGAAGAUCAGCGACAAGGUGGAUUUCCGGCUGUCGAUGAUUGCAACGGUCUCUGAAAAAUCCUCCGAUAUCGAGUGCAUGCAUGGCCCACCAGAGUGCAUUGGCGAUAUGCUCAUGCUCUGUGCUGCGAACCUGCCUUUCCCUGCAACUGCCGACGACUCCCUCCUGCCGUCUACAUACCCUCGGACGCCCAUCAUCCGAUCAUUGGGGUUUGCAAACUGUCUGAUCAAUGACUACGAGCACAUACCAGAGCGGGAGCUUGUCCAUCAGUGUGCCUUGGAGCAUGGGAUCGACUUUGAUGCUCUGAACCGGUGUGCCAGCCAGCAGAAUGACGACCCGAAUGAUGGGAAUGGGGACCCCCCGUCAAGUGCACUACGGGGACAGGAGCUGGGAGUUCGGGUCAGUUGUACCGUGCGUCUAGAUGAGAAGGUGUGGUGUGUACAUGACUCCGAGUGGAAGGAUUGUGCGCAGAAUGGUGAUGAGCCAGCGGUAUUGAUAGACGAGGUGGAGAGACUCUACAAAGAGAGGAACUAA